AUGAGAUUCUCUAAAUUUUUUGGCAGAAUCCUCUUAGCCAUUUUAUAUGUAAAUGCUGGAUUCUCUCAAUUUUUCAAUUAAGAUUCCUACAUUCACUAUGUUAACAUACGAUAUCCAGUAUUUUAUGGAUACGCAUUAAAUCUUAUUGGAUCAUACUUAGAAUAUAUAGAAAUAUUAGUAUAAGCAAAAUAAUAAAUAAGAAACCAAAUAAUUUUAUUCAAUAUACACCAAAUCUAAUACUAGCCUUGGGAGUAACAUAAAUAUUGCUUGGAUUUGGUGUUGGUUUAGGAAUUCAAUAAGCUGGGUAUUGUUUAGCCUUCCUAACUGUGAUUAUAACUGGAUAUGCACAUAAUCCAUUAAUUUACUCAAACUAAGUGUAUUUGAAUUUCUUAAUUGUUUAUUAGGGAUAUUAAUAGGGAAUAUUUAUAAAUAAUUUUUAAUAUUGGAAUCAUAGGAGCUUUAUUUUUAAUUAGGAAAAACAAAAAUAAUAAAAAUGUGACAGUCAAAAAUACAGCGUAUAAUUAAUAUUCAUUUUAGUGAAUCAGACAAAAAAGAAUAGAAGAACACAGAAUAACCUAAGUAAUAGAAUAAUGAAAAAAGUAAUCAAGAAAAUACAAAAAAAAGAAAAGGAAAAGCUUUAUGA
Molecule: messenger RNA, 643 nt
Organism: Paramecium pentaurelia
Lineage: Eukaryota; Ciliophora; Oligohymenophorea; Peniculida; Parameciidae
Source: the annotation of a GenBank genome assembly